This is a messenger RNA of Aspergillus thermomutatus, 633 nucleotides long. RefSeq lists its product as uncharacterized. The record is from RefSeq and is a predicted model, not a curated record. NCBI's taxonomy places the organism in Eukaryota, Fungi, Ascomycota, Eurotiomycetes, Eurotiales, Aspergillaceae. Bases 1 to 633 code for a protein of 210 amino acids. The transcript has a single exon.
AUGAUCUUCAGCAAGAUCGAGAACAAGCUUGAACAAGCCGGACACCUCAAGACUGCCCAGCUCAUCCGCCUGCUGGAACAUUACGCUCAGUUCCAGCGUUUCCACUCCAAAUACUGGGUCCAUCAGGCACUCCGCCUGGACUAUAAGAUCCGAGAGACCGUACAGCGCGAAAUCCACAUUAAAAGCCUGUACGAAUCCUACAACCAGUCUGGAAGACACCACCCCCUAACAGACGCGGAGUUCGAGAUGGUCCACAUCUGGCAGGAUGAGCUGGACGACCUGGACAAAACCUACUGGUGUCUCACUCGCGAGCUGAACUGGAUUACCAGUACGCAGUUCCAGGGCCCGCUGAAGAGGGCGUACGCCGCGCACCACAGCAACCCCAGCUGGUACUUGUCUGCGAACCAUCGCAGGGAGUGUGCGGAGCGAGGUGGCUGUUGUGCGAGAGACUGUGGGUGCUGCGGCAAGCCUCGAGAGACGGAACGGUUCUUUAAACUCGGACACUGCACUGAGGAGUGUCCUUGUUGCAGAAAGGAGUUCGGGGAGAAGAGGCUCUCUUUGCGAGCGAGGGCGGAUAUUGAUUUCGAGAGAAUUGGGUUCAAAAUGGAGAGGGCGUACAUCUGGGGUAUUUGA